AUGGCAUAUUCAUCACAGCAGAACAGAGUGGCUGAAAGAAAGAAUAGGACUAUAGAGGAAAUGGCUAAGUGUAUGAUGUUUGAGAAGAAGAUGCCAUUAGAGUUUUGGGCUAAAGCUGUCAACACUAUAGUAUAUGUCCUAAAUUGGUGUCCAACUAAGGCUUUGGACAAGAAGACUCCAUUUGAAGCCUAUAGUGGCAGAAAGCCAGGAAUUAAACACUUAAGGGUGUUUGGUUCCUUGUGCUAUGCACAUGUCCCAAAUCAACAGAGACAAAAGCUUGAUCUGGCUAGCACAAGAUGUGUGGUUCUAAGGUAUGGGAGCUGUGAAAAAGGCUACAGGCUUUAUAACACUGCGUUUGGAAGAGUGGUUAUUUCCAAAGAUGUGGAAACUGGUGAAGCUAGCCUGACUCAAGCAGAGAUUCCAAAAGAAGAACAUGUUGAAAUUGGUCCAGGACCACAAGAGAUUGAUCACACUCCUCUGAGAUAUAAAAGUAUUGUAGAAAUAUAUGAAAGAUGCAAUCUGUGCAUCAUUGAACCUGAAACUUUUGAAGAAGCUGUCAAAGAUGAGUCAUGGCAGAAAGCUAUGGAGAAUGAGAUUGCAAUGAUAGAAAAGAACAACACAUGGGAGUUGGUUAAUAGACCAGCUGAUAAGCCAGUAAUCGAUGUCAAAUGGGUCUAUAAAACCAAGCUGAACCUCGAUGGCUCUGUUCAGGAAAAUAAAGCAAGGCUUGUUGCAAAGGGUUACUCUCAAAAGCCUGGGAUAGACUUUAAUGAGACCUUUGCACCUGUUCAGGACAUUGAGUGCUUUGGCUGCACAGAAAGGAUGGAAGUUGUUUCAGCUAGAUGUGAAAACAAAGAGGAUAGAGUUUACAAACUCAAGAAGGCAUUAUAUGGCCUUAAGCAAGCUCCAAGAGCUUGGUAUGAAGAAAUCAACUCCUACUUCACAAAGGGUGGCUUUCAAAGAAGUCCUAGUGAGACAACAUUGUAUGUGAAGAUUGUAGACAGUGGAAUACUCAUUGUUUCUCUAUAUGUGGAUGACAUUAUUUACACUAGAAGCUCAAGAGAAUUGAUGAUGGAGUUCAAAACUGAAAUGAUGAAACAAUAUGAGAUGACUGACCUUGGGUUAUUGCAUCAUUUCUUGGGUUUAGAUGUGAUACAAACAGAGUCCUGCAUCUUCCCGCAUCAGAAGAAAUAUGCAAGGACAUUGUUGGACAAGUUUGGGUUCAAAGAUUGCAAAUCAGUUGCUACUCCUCUUGCAGUGAAUGAAAAAUUAUCUAAGGUGGAUGGGAGUGAACAAGCUAAUGAAAGUGUGUAUAGGUAG
This is a messenger RNA of Prunus armeniaca (apricot), 1320 nucleotides long. Lineage: Eukaryota; Viridiplantae; Streptophyta; Magnoliopsida; Rosales; Rosaceae. The record is from the annotation of a GenBank genome assembly.